CGUUUCCCAUCAGCCACGGAUAAUGCAGCACUGCAGAACUGCAACACUUGCGCCAAAUUGGACUGCAAAGAAUAUAAACGCCACUUUUCAUACCACUAGCUUCUGGUAUCGAAGGACCCUCCAAACGUUAGGCCGAUGAGAACUCAACCUCCAUCGCCACCGCCACCGCCCCCGCCCAAAUCCGAAGACGACCCCGACCUAGCAACGCGGCCCACUUUAUUCUCUAAUCAAACUCUCACCACCACCGUCCCUGGUCAUCGGAAAAAAGGGACAGGUAUUCGGCCAUGGCUUUUACUGGACUCAACCGGCCAGACCCAGGUGGUGGAGGCCGGAAAGCAUGCUAUCAUGAGGCGGACGGGUUUACCUGCUCGAGAUCUUCGGAUCUUGGACCCGCUUCUGUCGUACCCGUCGACGAUUCUGGGUCGAGAAAAGGCGAUCGUGAUUAACUUAGAGCACAUAAAGGCAAUCAUCACGGCCCAAGAGGUUUUUCUUUUGAAUUCUAAGGAUCCUUCGGUUACGCCGUUUGUUGAUGAGCUACAAAGCCGGAUUUUGUGUCAUUAUCAAGCAACCAAAGCCCAGGAGGGCGCUGUUGAUGAUUCCAACUGCAUAAUUCGAACUAGUUCUCAAAAUCUGUCAGCAAGGUUUUCACAGCCUCAGAAUCAAGAUGAGGAACGUAAAGCAGAAGAGAAACAGGGUCUUGAGAACCCGGAUGGAUCAAAGAUUCUCCCGUUUGAGUUUGUUGCAUUAGAAGCAUGCCUUGAAGCAGCUUGCAGCUGCUUAGAAAAUGAAGCAAGGACAUUGGAGCAAGAGGCUCAUCCAGCCUUGGAUAAAUUGACCUCAAAGAUUAGUACACUCAAUUUGGAGCGUGUUCGCCAAAUUAAAAGCCGAUUAGUUGCAAUAACUGGGCGCGUUCAAAAGGUAAGGGAUGAAUUGGAACACUUGCUAGAUGAUGAUGAAGAUAUGGCUGAGAUGUAUUUAACUGAGAAGCAACUACUUGAAAAUUCUUCAACCUCGUCUAUGAUUGAGAGAGAUGAUAUGGAUGGUGAAGGUCUUCAACCAGACAUUGAUGACAGGACACCUGCUGAAAUUUCCUUGGCAGCCAAUUAUCAAGGUGAUCUCCAGGACUCUGAUAACGCCCAGGAUCAUUUAUUUGGUGCUCCUAAUGCAAUUGGAAGAGACAGCCAUGGAACUCGUACAAGUACCACCCGUAGUGCUAUCAGCAAGCACCUUGAUGUAGAGGAGUUAGAAAUGCUCUUGGAAGCAUACUUUGUACAAAUUGAUGGUACACUGAACAAGUUAUCCACGCUGAGGGAAUAUGUGGAUGACACAGAGGACUACAUUAACAUAAUGCUGGAUGACAAACAGAACCAUCUCCUGCAGAUGGGAGUCAUGCUGACAACAGCAACCCUAGUGAUCAGUGCCUUUAUUGUAGUUGCCGGCAUCUUUGGCAUGAACAUCCAAAUUGAGCUAUUUGAUGAUAGCAAAGCAGGGAUGCCAGAAUUCCUAUGGACAAUUGGUGGUGGUGCCACUGGGACGAUAUUCCUAUAUGUGAUUGCUAUUGCGUGGUGCAAGUACAAGCGCUUGUUAGAGUAGUUAGACCAGGAUGUAUACCUUCCGAAGCCAUUGGUAAUAACAUGAACUAAAGUAUCUACUAUCAGAUGUGUAAACUUAUCGAGAUUUGCUUUGUGCGGACAAAACCAAUGGGUAAUUACUAAUUUCAUUUAUGUAUCCUUUACAUGGUGACGUGUAUAAAUCUCUUGAAUGCUGUUUACCUAUUGUAACUGCAUUUGCGGCUGCAAUGUUUCCAGGCGACUUAUUCUCUGA
Durio zibethinus is the source of this 1824-nucleotide messenger RNA. RefSeq names its product magnesium transporter MRS2-3-like. The record is from RefSeq and is a predicted model, not a curated record. NCBI's taxonomy places the organism in Eukaryota, Viridiplantae, Streptophyta, Magnoliopsida, Malvales, Malvaceae. Gene Ontology annotation, molecular function: magnesium ion transmembrane transporter activity. Gene Ontology annotation, biological process: magnesium ion transport.